AUGAGCUCUCCGCUUCUUCACCGCGGGCCGAUGCAGCACCCUCUGCCGUCGUCCCCGUCGGGAUCGCGCAGUAGACAGGAAGAGGUGGAGGAGCAUCACCACCAACUGACACAGCGCUCUUCCGGGGGAAUGCCUCUGCCUGAGCCCUUUUCCUUCACGGGGUCCACCGAAUCCACCGUCGCCGACAUCAAGCACGGCAGCAGUGACGACAGCCGUCAUGACGGGAAGUGGCCACUCGGCUACGGGGACGACAGCACGAAGUCGUCCCCCGUCCUCUUUGACCGCCACGAUUACGACGGGGUUCAGGACGAGGAUGCUGAUGACAUGUCUAUGGUAUAUGAGCAGGGGGAGGUUGAUUGCCGCCUUGGGUCCGCCCCGCGCCCGGCUGAGAUGCGAACCGAACACUGGCCGCAGCGCAAGAGAGGCGAAGCAGCGGAGGGGCAUGAGAAGACUUGGGGCGUGAUAUCAGCGAGGCAGUGUACCUCAUCUGAGCCGCGUCGCGGUACAGGAAUUGACAGUUACAGCUGCAUUUCAUCGAAUGCCGAGGCUAUCGCGGACUUCAGCAGCAGCGGUGCCUCGCCGACUCUAAGUAGUGACGGCGGCAGGGCCGCUCUUGGCCAUAGGGAACUGAGUAACACACAGGGUCAUCCGGCAGUCUAUGAGGAAGAAGGUGAGGGGGACAGAUACUGUGCUACUCCUCACAGCAGCAGCCGCGGGCAAAACGAUCACUGUAACAGUGCUGCAGCAAGCCAGCGCUUCGAGCACGCCGCCCAACAAGAUGUCCUGCUACGCACAAACCGCAAGCUCGUGUACUCCAACUCUGCCACGAUGCUUUCACCCACAGUGGUUGACGACGACGUCGAAGGGUCAGACACAGCAGUGACGCCGGUUACAGCGCGCACAAAAUCUGGCGGCGUGCACGAUGAACAGGAUGGUGUGGCUGCAGCGCCGAUAAUGAAGCGGCUGGAAGGUGCGGCUGCAUCUCAUGACACGCUCUCACCCCCCUGUCUCGCCGCAUCGGAUGUGAAUGGCGCGUCACCUUCGGCACAUUGGACCUCCUCGGCGCUGCCCUGUCACAAUGCUCUUCCAGCGCCCUCGGCAGUGGAGGCUGCAACCUCGCCCUCUUCCUCGUCUGCCGCACACGCGAAAACAGCGCCUCUUAGAGGUCCUAUUGCACAGGGGUCCGGCGAGACGGCGGAUUUGCAGGAUGCUCACCGCCGCCUGCCGCCGUCCGCCUCCGCUCCGUCUGAGGUUGAGCGCGUCGAUGCUGAGAUAGAGAGCGCCAUGCUGGAGAUGGAAAAGCGACUGCAGCGACACGGUCACCAUAGUGGCGCCGCUACAACGGGUGCCAACAGCGAUGGCUGUGUAGCUAGCCACAGCAGGACGCCGUCUUGGCGCAGGAGUGAGGGUGAAAAUCCAAAGAGGACUGAGAGUAACCGCAUGGAGAACCAACGCGCGCAUUCCUCCUCCUCCUUUUCCGCCACCCACGACGCAGCUGUUGAUGCGGCAGACGCGGACUCGGUGAAGAGCGCGCACGAGGAAGACUGGCUCGCACGCCAGCGGUGCAAACAGGCGCGUGUGUGUGAUGCAGAACGCUUUAACACACACCGCAGCGGAUGCGCGCUCGGCAGAGGGGCUCCUGCACGCGCUUCGGCGGCGUACAUGUUCUUUUCCCGUCAGCUGCGACCGCAAGAAGACAGACGCGGGCGUAUUUAUGAGCUUGCCAAGGCCUUGGGCGGGGAUGGCUCCUAUGCGGCCUUCCGUGGUCCCGGUGGGGGUCUUCUAGCGUCACCGCUUGCCGACGAGCAGUCGCGCGACAGCGUGGAGGGGGCGGCCCCGCUCUGCAUCCCAUGUGCCGCCGGAGACACCUUGGUGUCUCUUGGCGACGCCGUGGCCAGCUCCGCCGAUAUGGCAAUGUUCUCGCCGCAGAGCAUGCCAGUGUCUCCUGUGCAAGGAGCGGUAUUUGCACCGCACCAGAAUGAGUUCACGGCGGCGGGGUUGCAGGUGUACUACAGCGGCUGCGGCCUCAGCAGCGGGGCAAGAGAGCCGCGGCGUUGCCCUCACCUUUCAAGCCCAACUCUUCUAGACUCUUUGGUUGUAGAGGGGAUGUCGAGUGCCGCGACGGCUGAAGGGGUCUCGACAGCGGUGGCAGCAGCUGCGGUACUCACAGUCAACGCAUCCGAGACCUCCUCGUGCACGCCGUUCACCGCGCACCGCCCGAGGCCGCCGCCGCGGAUGCUGUGUCCGCCUACCCCGUCGCCCUCGCCGUCGCCUUCUCGCUCUAUUGCCAUGGAUCCCGCGCUCGCCGCCGCAGCGAAUGCCGAAGAGGGAAAAGAGCCGGAUGCAGGCGUGAUGGAGGCGAGCUUUUUCUCUGAAGUGGCGCCCGACGCUGAGCCGCAGCUGCAGUCGCAGGCAAGGAACGCCAACGCGCUGCCGGGACAGUCGCUGUUGGAGCCCUGCACUGCCAACCUUGGCGUGGAGGCGGUAAAUACGAUGCCUCUCGAGGCGACCACCGCUGUCGCGAACUCAGCGACUUCAUCGCCGCGCCAAAUGCCCUUGCGGCCCUCCUCGUCUGCACUAGUCGUGCCCGCGGACACGGUCGCGCCAGCUGCGGCGUCUGCUGUUGCCACCGCUGCGGCUGCAGACGUAGAUAGCGAUGCCGGCGUGAGCGUCAUCGGCUCCUCUUCAUCUUUUCGUAAGAGGGUGGUAGAGGGCAAUGGCGGCUCGGACACGGGGCUGCAAGGAGAGCUGGCCAACAGGGAAGGUGCGCUGACUGAGCCGCGCGCCGCAGCCGACACCUCCGUCCCUGUGGGUGACGCGGACGGGCCCCUUUCGCUGUCGCCGCGCUGCGCAAGCAGCGAACCAUCGAAACCGCAACUGCAUGGUGGCCACACCUUUGCUUCCUCGGCCUACCGCGCAGACAGCGCACCGCAGCACGUCGGUGUCGUCGCAAGGAAUAGUGCCAGCUGUGUUGGGUGUGGGCAGGCGGCCUCCUUUGCCGCCUCUCACCGUAGCAUAUCUCCUCCGAGCGCUGCAGUCACUGCCGCGGUGCCAUUGAUGCCGCAUGACGGUGCUGGGGAGGACUCGCCCAUUCUGCCCAUCUGCGCCACAUCCUUUCCCCACAGCGGGCAGAGUACAGGUAGGAUGUCGCUUCCGCCGUCGCAACGCGAUGGCUGCUGCGGCGCCUUCUCAUCGUGGAGCACCAGUAGUGCGGCUUGCGAAGGCACUGAGGGAGACAAUACGGUAGACGUCGCGAAUGACGCGACGGAUGACGUGGUGCAAGGGCAUGCCUGUACGAUACGGCAGUCCGCCAUCACUCGGAAAUCGCUGUCGACGGCGGUGGCGGAGGGGGAGGAGCAUCCGCAGGUGCAGAUGAGGCUCUUGUCGUCCUCGGCCGCGUCACCGUCACCGAUACGCCCGCCAACCGACGGCGCAAGUGACAAGGAGCGACUGCACGACGAGCUACCGACGCUCGACUUUUGCGCCGGUGGCGGCGGUGAAGUGGGUGACUGCCAGCACGAUGACGCGGACAGCAGCGACGAAUACGAUGAGUCGCACCUCUGUUGUGAUGGGACCUCCUCUCCUGCGGAGCCCACUGCAGCUGCUGCCACCUGCAAAACUCGGCAAAGGGAUACUCUGGAAGGCCUGCAUCUCGACGUUGAUGACGACGACGGGGAGGACACGGAAGGGCAGACGUGGGCUGAGGAGGCUGUACGUCGUUCAGAAGGAAAGUGUGCCGUGCUGCGUCUCGAGCUAACGUGUGCCACGGAGCGCGCGGUUGCGGCGGAGGCGAAGGCACAGGUGCGGGAGCGGGAGUGCGCAGAGCUGCACGCACUGGUGAGCCGCAUGCAGGCACAGUUGGCAGCGGCGCGGAAGGCGACUGAAUUGGCAACAUCAAAGACACGUGCGGAUGCUGAGGUCCAGGUGUCUGUCAGCACCGCUUCUUUGGACGACAUGGCCGCCCCAGCUUUCUCGUCGCGAAACUCACCGAAUCGACUGGGCACGACGCCUUCAAGCAUGCGGAAGGACACAGCGCUUGCAGAGGGUACGGUCUGGCGACGCCGCCACGACAUUGUGGCGCAGGAGCUGGCUACCCUCAAGGGUAGCAUGGCGGAACAACUUGCGGUGCUGGAUCGGCUAGGCAUGCUGCCUCCUUUUUCGGAGGAGCGGGUGUGUGCAGCGGAGCGGCGGCUGCGGCACGUUAAAGUCGCUCACGCGCCUGGCACUACCAUGAAGGCCAGCCGGCCAGACGCAAUGAUCUCCGAAGCUCCACACACCCUAGCCCGCUCAACGUGCGUUGACAGUGCCGCCUCGGUUGACUUCUCGGCCGGCGGUGCCUCCGUCACUGCGGCAACAAAGAAGAUUCAGGCUCGAGACGGCAACAAGAUCGUGGCUCUUCUGAGCCAGCGCAAGCAGAACGGUCACCGUGAGAAGCCAGCAGCAGCAGUAGAUGCGAUGGCGACCGGAGCGACUGACUCGGCCACCACGCCAUCCACGUCGGCGCCACCGGUAAAACGCGACGGCAGCGAAGACCGCAGAUCCACGCUGGAUGCCAAAGAAAACCACUACGUUGUGUAA
This is a messenger RNA of Leishmania mexicana MHOM/GT/2001/U1103, 4578 nucleotides long. RefSeq lists its product as hypothetical. Lineage: Eukaryota; Euglenozoa; Kinetoplastea; Trypanosomatida; Trypanosomatidae. The coding region runs from base 1 to 4578 and encodes 1525 amino acids. The record is from RefSeq and is a predicted model, not a curated record. The transcript has a single exon.